AUGGCGACCACCUCAUCGUUUGAACUUCCUGAGGAUGCCACAUCAUUCGACCUUUACCUUUGUGGGGCUUCACUUAGCUCUGUGGGUUUUCCACCUAUAGGCGGAUGCACCGUUAGUGCUGUCAAAGGUCUUCUGAGAUCAGAGCUUGAUGGCAAAGUUAUCGACGAGUCUAAUCUUAAGAAGAUGAAAUUCACCGAUUCCAUCUUUCUUACAACACAUCGACAAGAUCAAGUACCAUUAAAAGGACAGUUUAGGAAAAAGAGCAAGACGAAGGACCCAGAGAGCAUUGAUACAGAUGCCACUGACUUGAUUGACUUGGACGAAGAAGUUGAGGGUUUGGAUUCUCAUGGUUCAACAAUCUUUUCCCAAGGGACCGAUGGCACCUGGAGUGACGACAAAUACAAGGGCAGUGAAAAUACAGGAUCAAAGAGGAAACAAAAGAAGUGUUCGACAGAGAGAGACUUACAGUACCUAUUCCAUGCCAUUCAGUGGGCCCUGCGCAAUCGAAGCAGAUACCCAUCAAAACUUCCCUUCGAGAUCUCGCCUAUCAAGCGGUACUGGUCUGCAGAGUUUGCCAACUCUCCCAUACAAGACCCAUACAAUGCUCAGAAGCCGGAUGUAGCCCUGUUCUAUUACAAGAACAAACAUCGGGAAAAAACAUGGGCUGACGUCUUGAGCUUUGUGGAACACACUUCUAGCAACCUCGCUGUAACGCAUGACUUAGCAGUGUAUUGGGGAUCUGCCACCAAAGCGUACCUCAUCAUGCAAGAGCAACCCUGGCAUCGUUUCAUUCUUGCUUACUCUAUUUGCGCAGACAACCUUCGCGCCCAUUAUUUUGACCGCUCGGGGCUCAUCAUAUCCCUUCCGACCCCAAUCCAUAAAUUUCCCAUACGUGUUACCGAGGCAGUAGCCACAACUGCAUUAGCUGACCCGCAGUACUUGGGUCUCGACCCAACCAUCCAUAUGUGCAUCCCUGAUUGUCAGGGUACUCAUCCCUCUCUCACUGUGGGGGCAAAAGGAUGGGUAAUUAACAACAGCAGUAAAACUUACUCAAUCAUGGACACUUUAUGGAAAAGUCAGGGUUUUUUCUGUCGCGGGACUGUUUGUUAUCGCGUCAGAGAUCCUACCAACCCGGACGGGAAGGAUUAUGCAAUGAAGGACUGCUGGGUGCCUGAGGCAAAGAGGUAUCAUGAAGUGGAUGUCCUCGAGCGCAUCAAGGGCAUUCCUAAUGUCAUUGAACUCGUGGAUCAUUGGGAUGUCAUAAAGGAGCUGAUCUGUGCUUUUCGUGACUUUGUCGUUGCUCAUAGACUCAUGGUCGAACGUGGAAUUCUACACGGGGACCUGAGCCUGAACAAUUUCAUCAUCUAUGAGGGUAUCGGGCACUUCAUUGAUUUUGAUCAUGCUGGAUUUAUAGAGAAAGGCAAGGCCUCUAUGAUUUCAUUUGGCACUGGGACCAUCCCAUACAUCUCUAUGCGUGUCCUCAAGAUGAUGUCCAGGAAUGCCGAGACCAUGAAAAAGACUGCUGAUGCUAAUCAGCUGCACCCAAUUGAACACCAUGUGUGCGAUGACCUCAAGUCCAUGUUUUACAUCUUUUUCAAAUUUGUUGCCAAGUAUGGGGGGGCACAUGGCAUACUCGCACCGACAUGGGAUAAGCUGGCGAUGCCAUGGUCAGACGCCUAUGAAAACUUAGGUGCCAGUGGUUUGCUUACCACUUUCUUGUCUAAGAAGGGAGCCAUAUUCAAAGGCGACUUUUUGAUGGACAGAGUCUCCGAAUAUUUUUCAGAAUUCAGACCUCUAGUUGAUGAAUGGCACGGUCAAAUCCACCUCACGUAA
Messenger RNA from Suillus fuscotomentosus, 1833 nucleotides. RefSeq lists its product as uncharacterized. The record is from RefSeq and is a predicted model, not a curated record. The coding region runs from base 1 to 1833 and encodes 610 amino acids. NCBI's taxonomy places the organism in Eukaryota, Fungi, Basidiomycota, Agaricomycetes, Boletales, Suillaceae. The transcript has 6 exons.